GCGGUACAGCACUGGCCAAAACAGCUAGCAGAGAGGAGGCUAACAUUAGCUAGGGAGCAGUUCAGCAGCAGCUGUAGCGCGUAAAAAAGAAACUCCAUCUACAAUUCAAUGACAACAACAGCAAACUUUCAAAUAUGCGCUUGGAUAUCGACUGAUACUUGUUGAAAUUAUCCUGUCUUCAUCUUCUUUAACGCUCUGUGAAGCUCCCAGCGAUCUGAAAAGCGCAGGAACUUAACAGUGGGGAAAUGGACUCUGAUCGAUUGAGGCGAAGAGAGGAAAUCCAUAAAGCAAUGAGUUUUAUCCAGUCCUCAUUGCCUUACCCACAGCCAGAGAAUUAUGAGGCCUUUCUGACUCAAUUGGUGUGUAACCUGCUGGAUGAGGGCAACGCUUGCUUUCGAGAAGGAGACUCCCGUCAGGCAACCCAGCAGUACGGCGAAGGGAUCAGUGUUGCCCGCUAUGCCCAGGCUGAGGCCCUUGUCAUCCCUCAUGAGCUGCUGGAGAGCCUCUAUGUCAACAGGGCUGCUGCCUUCUACCAAAUGAGGGAGUUUGAGCGGGGGAUUCAGGACUGUGAAAGUGCACUUUUUGUGUCUGAAGGCAGUCGCAGGGCUUUGUACCGCAAAGCUCUCUGCCUGAGAGACCUGGGACGACUCCGUGAGGCUUACGAGUGUGGCACAAAGUGUCUUCUCACUGCACCAAAUGACAGACAGGUGAAUGAUCUGGCCCAGGAUCUGGCCAAUAAACUAGGACUGAAGGGCCGUAAAGCCUACGUCAGCCCCCAGACAGAGUCCACAACCACAGAAGGAGAGAGUCUUGGCGAGACAACCCCACCUACUGGAGAGUUGUCCUCCAAUGGGCUGGAGUCUUUAGGUGACAUGGGACCAGCAGACCUGUCAAGUGCACAGUGCAUCCCUGCACCGUUGGCCACGCCCAUUCCAGUCAGCGACGAUCCUGCAACAUCAGUCAUGACCCCGUGCACUGACCUGUCAGAGAGCCCCAGCAACCAGUCCCUACCGCCCAUGCCCUAUUCAGUUCCCGUUUCAGAACACAUGGACGAAUGCAGCAGCGUUAUCAAGGACGAGCUUGACAGUCUCCUCGAAUGCAUCCCCAAGAAAGUCAGCGAGAGUCCAGUCCAAGGUGCUAUCCCCACCAACCUUCCAAACACUGCAGUGGGUCUGCGGCCCCCUUAUUCCCCCAACCUCCCGGCUCCGUCAACCCAGCUUGCCCCUACCUUCUUCGGCACUUCCAUCAGUGAAAUCCCACCCCUGGAGGCUUACUCGCCGCUGGCCCAGCGAGACCAGGGCUCCACCCAGGCGCAGGACGCUCUGGGAGGAGGCUUUUCAACCGGAGCCCUGGAUGGCGAAGGGAAAGCCGGCGUCAUCGCUGGUGGGAUUGACUCUUUAUCAGAGUACACUCUCCCAGGGGGACGAGUAUGUCACAGCUUCAUCCCUGGGAUGCGCAACCACAGCUCCGCACAAGCGAAUGGUCCAGCAGGAACCAACCUCUCCAUGUUGUCCAGGAAUCCUCUGACUGGCACACACGAGUUCCGUCAGGCCUGCCAUGCUUGUUAUAGCCGAAUAGGUCCGCGAGUGAUGGACUACAAAUAUCAACCAGAGGCAGCACAUCGAUGCAAGAGGGAUGUCCUGCUGUGUCGCCUGAAAAGCACAGACGACCCCACCUGGAAGAGGAUUCGGCCCCGACCUGCACGGAACAACUUUUUAGGAGCCUUUGUACUCUGUAAAGAGGUGCAGGAGCGCCAGGAGUGCCAGUACGGUGAGAACUGCACCUUUGCAUACUGCCAGGAGGAAAUCGAUGUUUGGACACAAGAGAGGAAAGGCGCACUGAGCCGAGAGCUGCUCUUCGACCCCCUGGGUAGCACAGAGAGACGUGCACUCAGUGUCACCAGACUGCUGCAGCUCCACAUGGGCAUGUUCAUGUUCCUCUGUGAGGAAUGUUUUGAUAGUAAGCCCCGCAUCAUCAGCAAGCGCAGCAAAGAAAACCUGUCAGUCUGUUCAAACCUCACAGCUCGACACCCGUUUGACGAUAACAAGUGCCUGGUGCAUGUGGUGAGGUCGGCAAAUGUGCGUUACAGCAAGGUGCGCCCCCUCCACCCACUUUGCCAGUUUGAUGUGUGCCGCCACGAGGUUCGCUACGGCUGCCAGCGUGAGGACAGCUGCUCCUUUGCACACUCUGUCAUAGAGCUUAAAUGUUGGGUGCUGCAGCAGGACACGGGCAUAACCCAUGAAGAGAUGGUUCAGGAGUCCAAAAGACACUGGCAAAGGCUGGAGCAGAAUGCACAGAAGCAGCAGAGGCCCAUUCAUAUUCCCCACCCGAGUAGCAGCCUACCGGUUGGAGGGGUUGGGGGAAUGGGAGGCGGCGGUGUAGGGGGAGGAGACGGCAUCGGCGGAGGCGGUGUCCCCUCCAUGGGAGGCCUGGGCGUGGGAGCUUUGGGAGGUGGCGCGGUUCGGGGCCGUCCCCUCAACCUGAAAAUGAAGUUUGUUUGCGGACAAUGCUGGAGAGAGGGGCAGGUGAACGAGCCCGACAAGAACCUUAAGUAUUGUACUGCCAAAGCACGACACAGCUGGACAAAGGAACGUCGAGUCUUGCUGGUGAAAUCCUUUGAGAAGAAGAAGUGGGUUGUCGUUCGUCCUCUACCAUUCUCCCGCACCUACCCACAGCAAUAUGAUAUGUGUGUGCAUGUGAUGAAGCAGAAGAAGUGCCACUACAUUGGCAACUGCUCCUUUGCCCACAGCCUGGAGGAGAGGGACGUCUGGACGUACAUGAAGAACAACAGUUUGAGAGACAUGCAACAAAUGUAUGAGCUGUGGCUGCAGCUCACCAAUCAAAGUAGACGCACAGACAGUUCUGCAGUGACCCCGCCCCCUGAGGACAAACAGGUGACCAUAACAGCAGACUACAGCGAGAGCAUGGGAGGCCGGCGGAUGUCAGACGGAGACGACCUCUGAGACUCCAGUCAGCUGAUUGCUGCCAACAGAGAUCAGAGCAACCGGCCGCACCAGCUACAACUCAGUCAGUCUGUCAUCUUGCCAGUCUGACCUCUUGACAUCCAGCCAGCCAGCCGUGUGGGAGCUGAUGUAAACAUACACACUUGUCUCGCAUAUUCACACAACACAUCAGCCAUCAAUUCUUGGAGGAAGCUUUGUUUCAGCAGCACCUUUAGAUACCCCCUGUUCCCCAUUGCACUGCAGGAGUGAUAAUUAUGAUCAUGAUAAAUCCUUACAUAUAGGCCGAAAAUCUGUGUCCACCAGGCACCUCCUUUUUGGGGUUAUUGUUUUGUUUUUUUUUGGGAGAGGGGGUUCAAACCUCGCAGCACCAAAGCAAUUCUUGAAUGAGCGCGCUGGCCGUGAUUCUUAUUGUUUUUGCUUGGCAGUCAAUGGAAAAAGUCCCCUGAAGAAUGGAGCUUUCAUGCUAAAAGUUGACAUUUCAACUGAGAAGUGCCAAAAAAAAAAGCUCCCAGUGUUGUUUAAGGUUAUUUAAAAGAAGGUCCUGGUGGAUACGCCACACCAGUCCGGCUGCAUUACAUUAGAUCCCCCGCUGAUUAUUUCGGUUGCGUUCCAAAACAACAAAUGGCAAAUGGCUAAAAACUGCAAACAAUGGACGCACCCAUAAAAAGCCUAUUUUUGAUACUCUGAACCCUAUAAUAUGCCUCUCACGGUUAUUAAACGCAUUUUAAAUAGCUUUGAAAAUGUGCAGUUGCACCUCAUGUCUUGUUGAAGCAUCUUCCUGCUGGAAAAUGUUGAGUGAAUCUUCUUGUGAGACAGCACCCUCUGCUGGAUUCAUAGCUGCAGCACUCCUCUCCCCCCCGCAGAUAGCACCAUCAAACCACUUUCUAUUUACAUUACUAUUAAAAAGGCAGUUUAUUUUACAAUUUAAAGCAAGAGAAAAGAAAUGCGUGAAUAUGGAGGAAUCUAUUGUACAACCAAAAUCCUACCCUUUCCUUUGUGGAAAUAACAGCAGGUGGGCCAAAAUGUUUUUUUGGGGGGAAUGGGGGUUGUUUUUAAUGGGAGUUGUCUGCGUCGUCCUCAUAUUGUCUGCCAUAUUGGUAGAGCACUUUGAAUGUAACGCCUGCACGGGCCUUUAAAAUGGGGAAUAUCGAUCAAUUGAAAUGGCGCUGUUGUUGUGAGAGGUAUGUAAGUCUUCUUACAUUUCCAACAUCCUAAGCAAAAUAAUGGUUUUCCUCUCCUUCCCCCCUCUACUUUCUGUUAUAAAUUAAUCCUGCCAUACACAAAGUAACAUAUACAGUGCUAAUGGCUGAAUCUCUAAGAAGCAUACAAACAAUCGUGACAUAAAAAAUGAAAACCUCAAUCGGACUGAAGCACAGUGUCGAUGGCGCCUGCGCAGAAGACUUGUGUUGAAGUACUUAAAGAAGAAUUAAUAGCAAAUAGGCUAAAAAGACGUCGCGAAGAAGGUUUACUAGAAUGAUUGAAUUUAAUUAAGUAUAUAUUGUUUUUCUUGAUUGUCAGAAUAUUGAUGUUAAUUUGGAACAUAAAGGCAAGUUGACACGUCUUGAGUCCGACUGGGGUAAAUAUUUCCUCACAUCCACACAAAUAUCACCAUUGGUCCUAAUGGCUUAAUAAAGAAGAACAUUUGGGGAGCCACACCCUUUUUUUGUGCCUGUGAACAACACACACACAAGCAGGGUAUCUACCUGCCAUCUCAUCUAUGCCUUUAAUGCAAACAGACACAAGUGAGGUAUGUCUAUACUGAUUCUCACACACACAACAUACUUACAUACAGUAUAAUGCUAUACUACUAAUAAUAAAAUGAUAACUUAGCAAUUAAGCUUAAUAAAUAUAUAACCUGACAAACCUGUAUUGAUUACAUAGAACUUCUUGUUAUUGAGGUAUUGCUAUAUGACAUGUAUCGCUGAAUAGACUACUAUAGUGAUUUUUUUUUUUCUCUCUUUAUAUUCUUUUUAUGUUGUAAUUUUUCCCUUCUGCGUGGGUUCUUCCAGGCAGGGUUUUGCAUGAGGGGGCGGUGGCUUACAGUUAAAAAUAGAUGGAGCACAAGCUUAUUUUUUAAGUGUUGCACACAUUAUGAGUUAUGUUGCUGUGCUAAUGAGCCCUGGUCUGGAACAGCCCACUAUUUAGCUACUUUGAGGGAUCGUAUUACUACUACUCUUUAGUAUUAUGAAUAUGAUAAUGAUUGCUAUUGACUAUUUCUCUUCUAUAUCCUAUUGAUAUACAGUAUGUAUGUUUAUUGCAAUGUAUAACUAUAUAUGUAUCCAUGUAUGAAUAUGGUAAAUAGGCAUCCGUGUAUGCAACAUGCACAGCCUGUCUUGGGAGGCGGUGAGCAGACAACAAAGUAGACGCCUAAUUCUACAACCUCUUUCCAGAAGCCUUCGAAUCGCUGUUAAAAAGUUCUCUGCUUACUGCCUCUGCUGUGCUAUUUUCAGUCAUACACAGAGGCUUACAUACUCCUGCAUAGCGCCUUAUUCAAUAUAGUACAUCUAUUAAAAAUGAUACCCUUAUUGUAUAAUCCUGCUUACUAUAUACAGUACAAUAUGUGAUAGCUGAUAACCUAUUAUAAUACUUAAACACCCCCAGUAAGGUAAUUUAGAUAAGUGAUGGUAGAGCUGUUUUUUUUUUCCAGUGGCUUGGCAGAGUUGAAAAACGUUAAAACUCCUCACUUAUACUGAUUUUUGCAGUAUUUCAUUUGUAAACUCCCAGACAGUCAAUACUAUCAUUGAACCUUACAUAAAAGUAUGACUAAUGUGAUUAUACUAAUAUGUAAUAUAUUUAUUGUAUGUCUCUCUCCAAGCCACAGGAAAAAAAAAAGUCAGCGUCACUGAUAUUCAUGUGAACCACCGCCUCCCUUUUUGUUCAUUUGAUUCCCAGCACAAACAUGCCAACACAGCCACCACCCAAUCAUGAAUCGCAUGUAUCAGUUAGGACAUUAUUGGUUAUUUGAAUUGAUUUCAAGAGGAUAAAGAAAGCCAGGGUUGUAGUAAGAAGUGAACAAACAAGGCCUCUAUCGGGUUUUUUUUGUACUGUAUUUUUAUGAUCUGUUUUCCAGUUUUUACGUAUUAUUGAUUUUGAUUUGUUUUCUCUCCUCCCUGGUUGGAAGUUGAUAAAUACUCAAGUGGACCAAUUCUCUUGAAAGCAUUUAAUAAACAGACAGUUUUAGAAGAACGGAAAGGAGUUUUGUUUUCAUUGCCGUUAUUAAAAUCUAAGACUUUUGAGGUGGGGUUUUAAAAGGCCUUAAAGGAAAACGGCACUUAUGUUGGAAUUUUACUCAUCAUCCACAAUCUUUGUGAGACAUGAACACAGACGUCUUUUCUGUGUGUUCUAAAUAGAGAAAAACUGCUAGCACGAGGCAGCCAACAAUGCACGUAAUGGGAUUCAUCUCGUCCGCCUCUAAAGCCCUCUAUUAAAACACCUCCAACGUUUUAUCGUUUUAUAUACAUGCUGUGACCAUGUAGUAACAGGUACAUUCAUGAUAACGUGAUACUUGAGUAUUUUGGUCAUUUUAAGCAUUACCGGAGUUUCCUUCCUGGGCUUAUUGAUUUCACACAGCCCAUAGCAACGAACGCUACUUCCGUCAACAACAGCAACAUAGUAUCACUAUAUGGCAGACUUUCUGAGAGCUGACGACGACUACUACUUUUUACUUUUAGUCUCCCCAGGCAGAGAAUAAUGGGUACAAGCUAGAUCCAUCUAUAGUGAAACACUAAGCCAUUCUCAUAGCAUUAGCAUGUAGUGCUAAAUGUUUCAUGGACAAACUAAGUGCUGUCUUUUAAAACGAUGGAUAUCGCAGCCAGAAGUUACCUCCUACUCUUUAUGUGAGGUGGUUGGCAUAGAAGUCGCUGCCUUCAGACGCCAUUUAACUGAGGGCAGAGCUAUAUGUUUCAGACUUUGGGACUUCACAGGUUUUUUAAGUGGGCACCCCACUCCACCGGUGUUUCAUCAACUAGCCCACGAUACCUCAGUGUCUCUGCCUGCUUUGAAGUGUUCUAGGGGUUGCGCCACCUGACCCCGAGCAUCCCCAGAGUUCUCGAGAGUGAGUGUCCAGGGAACCCCUGCAACCAACCUCCGCUGGUUAGUUCCAGGCUCUCCACCCUCUUUGCUGGCGCUCAAAGAUGAGUGACU
Molecule: messenger RNA, 7106 nt
Organism: Dunckerocampus dactyliophorus (ringed pipefish)
Lineage: Eukaryota; Metazoa; Chordata; Actinopteri; Syngnathiformes; Syngnathidae
Gene: zc3h7bb
Product: zinc finger CCCH-type containing 7Bb
Exons: 21
Coding region: 246-2963 (905 amino acids)
Biological process (GO): miRNA processing
Molecular function (GO): metal ion binding; miRNA binding; protein binding
Source: RefSeq, a predicted model, not a curated record